UAUUUAUUGCAAAUUUGCAUAUGUCAAAAAAAAAAAAAAAUGUCGCCUCCAUCUUCCUCAACAAAUGUGGUACUGUGGACUCUGUGGUGUCUACCAAAAACCCAAUAGAGGGUUUUACUCUUUAGAGCGAAACUGGCUACUUUGAAUUCAAUUCAUUAAAAUUCAGAAAAGCUACAAAUUCAACUGAAAUCAAUCAACUCAUGUUGAGGACACUUUCUUUGUUUCCUCGCUUACCCUUCCCCCCUUCUCGAAGAUUUCCUAAUUUUGCCACAAUGCCCGUGGAAGCGGUACCAUUGUGUCCCAAGUUUGUUCCUGUGGAGCAAAGUGAAAUAACGUCAAUCAGUAGCUCUGAAGCAUUCAAAUUCAGUGUUAUCUCAUAUAAUAUACUGGCACAGGUAUUUGUGAAGAGUUCCUAUUUCCCACACUCCCCAAAACCUUGCCUCAGAUGGAAGGCUCGUUCCCAAGCUGUUUCAACUGUUCUAGGGAGUUUUGGUGCCGACUUUCUGUGCAUACAGGAGUUAGAUGAAUAUGAUAGCUUUUAUAGAGACAAUAUGGGACAACUUGGAUACUCAAGCAUCUAUAUCCAAAGAAGUGGUAAAAAACGUGAUGGCUGUGGAAUCUUUUACAAGCAGGCCAGUGCAGAGUUGGUCUUACAAGAAAACAUUGAAUAUAAUGACCUCGUGAAAAGUAUUGACGGUGAAACAAAUAGUACUGUGACGGAUAGUGCUGUCUCCGUGGCUGUAGGAAAUGCGGACGGUGAAGAAACUGAAGGUUUGGCAGAGAAAAGUACUGAAAAUGACCGUGGAGACCCUAAUGAUCCUCGUGUCAGACUGAAACGCGAUUGUGUUGGAAUUAUGGCUGCAUUUAGACUAAAGAGUCUGUCUCAACAUCUUAUUAUUAUUGCUAAUACACAUAUAUAUUGGGAUCCAAAAUGGGCUGAUGUUAAGCUGGCUCAAGCUAAAUAUCUACUGUCUCGUUUAGAUCAAUUCAAAACUCUAGUUUCAGAAAAAUUUGAAGUUAUUCCUUCGGUUGUUGUAACUGGAGACUUCAACUCUACCCCGGGAGAUCAGGUGUACAAUUACCUUAUCUCAGGCAAUUCUGCAUCAGAAUCUACAGUUGAAUGUCCUGAUGAGUUGCCGCCUAUCCGAUUGAGCAGUGUCUACGCCUGCACAAGAGGAGAACCGGCAUUCACAAACUGCACACCUGGUUUCACAGGUACGUUAGAUUACAUCCUGUUUUCGCCCUCAGAUUGCAUACGACCUGUAAGCUUCCUAGAACUUCCUGGUGAAGAUUCACCCUCCGUGGCUGGCGGGCUCCCGAAUUACCAGCAUCCGAGCGAUCACCUUCCCAUUGGUGCAGAAUUUCAAGUCCUUACACAAUAGUAGUUUAUAACUAUAUUUUUUUUGGAAAUAAAUAACCUUGAAAAUUGUUUGAGAGGCAUAUUCAAUUAUUUCAGUCGAAUCCAGUCUAAACCUGGACCGAACCGGAAAAUACAGGUCCAGUCCAGACCGGAAUUUAUUUCGGUCCAGUCUUUAGUCCAAAAAAUUUCUUGAUUCCAGUUCCAGUCCAGUGUUGGACCGGUGUGCAGCCCAUUUGGCAUGUACUUUACUGCCUGUAUACGGAUUGAGUUGUCAUAUAUCCGAUUUAUCUUAAA
Spinacia oleracea (spinach) is the source of this 1654-nucleotide messenger RNA. RefSeq names its product carbon catabolite repressor protein 4 homolog 4. Lineage: Eukaryota; Viridiplantae; Streptophyta; Magnoliopsida; Caryophyllales; Amaranthaceae. The record is from RefSeq and is a predicted model, not a curated record. Gene Ontology annotation, molecular function: 3'-5'-RNA exonuclease activity. Bases 201 to 1382 code for a protein of 393 amino acids. The transcript has 10 exons.